GGAGAUGCGGAGGAGGAAGGAAGUCCCUUUAGAAAUUCAUGCUAGAGGUCCUGUGGCGGUUAAGGCCUAUAACGACGCCCUCAAAGACGGAGAGGCAUCUGUAAACAGAAUACCAGUAAUCUUGGUCGGACAAGAGCGAACAGGAAAAACUAGUCUAAAGAGAUCUUUAAAAGGAGAGCUUUUCGACAAAUUUGAAGAAAGUACGGAUGGAAUUCAGGCAGAUACUGGAUAUUUCAAAGUCUCUAAAGAAAUUUGGAAGACCGGGAAAAAAAUUGAAGAUGCGGGUCCUGAAUCAAGUAUCUCGUUUGAAAACCUUGCAGCAGCUAAGUUGAUUCUUGAACGGUUAAGGCGAGAAAAUUUGAGUUCACAGGAUGUUCCACAACAAAGUAAAAACGCCACUCAUCUCGAUACCGAAAAAACCAGCAGAGAUACGGCAUCAUCUACUUCGAGUCAGCCAAAUGGAAACGAUGACAGUCCCUUACACAUGCCAGAAAUACCUGAAGAAGUACUUCAUGAGCUAACCAAACUGCUACAGAGGGAGAGAGAUGUUUCCGACAUUAAUGAUAUCUAUUCAAUCUUGUGGGACUUUGCUGGGCAAUCAGUCUACUACGACACCCAUCCAAUUUUCCUGAUUGAGAAUGCUAUCUAUCUUUUGGUAGCCAAUCUGAGCCAUAAUCCUGAAGAGAAGGCAACUCCACCUGUGAAGAAAGGAUUGUACAGUAAUAUCGUAGACUCUCACAGCAACAAAACAAACCUUGACUUCCUUGACUUUUGGAUGUCAUCAAUUUUUUCACUGGCGAGCCCAGAAUCCAGCUGCUCAGAUUCAGCCACAAAUGGUCAAGAAAAUUUACCCGGAAGACUUCCCCCAGUGUUUUUGGUUUGCACCCAUGCCGACAAGCCCUUCUACAGGACUAAGGCUAGAGAUCAAGCGCUUGAAAUAUAUGGGUUUUUACGAAGCAAAGCAUACAGGGAGCACCUUUUCAAGGACGUUUUCGCCGUGGAUAAUACCAAAUCAGGAGGUGACCACGAGUGCCUAGAGGUCGUGCGCCUGAGAGAGAAAGUACUUGCUGUAGCAAAGGAGUUCCCACUGAUGAAAACAAAAAUACCAUUGAGGUGGUUGAAGUAUGAAAACUUGCUUCACAUCCGUAUGGAGCAUGACAAGUGGAUACCGCUGAAUGAAGCCAGGCGCAUUGCAUUUGACGAGUGCAUUAUUCAUAACGAGGCAGAAUUCUCGACCUUGUUGAAUUUCCUGCAUGAUCAGAGAAUUGUUGUUCAUUUCAGUGGCUCCCCAGAGCUGGAGAGGAUGGUGAUCUUAGAUCCCCAGUGGCUUGUCGACGUUCUCAAGAAGAUUAUCACUGUAAAGCGGUAUGAACACUCUGAAAAACAAGUAGAGUCCAUGUGGUUAAAGCUUGAAGACACAGGGGUCUUAGAUGAAAGGCUUAUCGACCAUGCAUGGAGAGACUUGUUUGACAACCAAGAAUCCCGCGACAGCCUCAUUGCAAUCUUGGAAAGAUUGAGUCUUCUUUGUUCUUGGCCGUCCGCUGAUUCUAACAAGCAAUAUCUUGUGCCAUCCAUGUUGAUGUCACCCCCAACGAAGGAUGUCCUGAGGCUUCUCGCCUCCGCAAAAAUGCCAUCACUUUUUAUCACAUUCGCGUCAGGUCGAGUGCCCCCUGGUCUCUUCUCCCGACUUAUCCUUCUUUUCCUCCAAUGGUGCAAAGAAGAAUGGAAGAGCGAAGUGAGCCCACAGUUGUUUCAUAAUUUUGCCAUGUUUUAUAUUCUUCCAGGCCAAGGUGUGUCCUUGAUUUUUCUGUGCCAUUCCUCGUCGAUCGAAAUCGUCGUUUACAGUGGAGACAUCGACAACGAGACAGGAGCAAAGUCUUCUUAUGAAAACUAUGACCAAACUCUAGGCCGUGCUAUUCACUGGAAAUUGAGAUUGGUACUGGAAUGCAUGCGCAAAGAGUUCCACUGGCUCAAGAACGUGAAUUACGAUAUGUGUGUCUGCUGCCCAGUAUGUUCUCAAGCAGGCUCUAUCAAAUGUCGCGCUCAUGACGUGUAUGGAUGUGAGUGUCUACACUUCUUGUCAGAAUCUGAUUUGAGACAGCGUCAAUAUUGUGACAGACCAGGACGCAGCCUUACUGGGGAUCGCAGGAUUCGGGUCAACCAGUUUGAAUGUUGGUUCUCAUUCGAAGACGUAGAGAAAAGUGCUGGAAUUUCAACGAAUCGGCAGCCGCAAGCUUUUAAUGCAUCAGGACCUGAAAGUUCUUUCGAUGAAGAAGGCAUAUUUCCCUUGGAAGGAACGACGCGGAAAGAACUUGCGCUGCCAGAGAAUGUCAAAAGUUCCAUUCAGUCCAUUUCAUUCCGUUCAACAAGUGAUGUUAAGGAUAUUGUGAUUCAGUUUCAAGAAACUCUGCAUUUGGAACCGGCAUCUUUGACCAGUCCAGAGCCCGAGACGAAAAGUAUGAUUCGUGGCCUUGCUUUGAGAGCAAAAUCUGAGAAAAGGGAUGACUUGGUGAGACACUUACGAAAGAUUACACCUGCUGGUACUACUGGGCCGUUGUUGAAUGAGGAUCUGCCGAUUGGUUGCAUGCCUUAUAAACAAUACAAGGAUUUGACGUUCAGCCUCUCGGGUGGAGACGAGUGGAAACUUCUAGCUGAAAGGUUGGGUUUCUCUCAAAUCGAGAUUCGCUUUUUAGACAAGAGAGUUAUGAAUCCUUCUGACGUUGUUCUUGGCGCUGUGGGAAAGCAUCGCCACUUAAGUGUUGGAGAAAUCUAUGACACAUUAGUCGACUGCGAGCUACCAGCUGUUGCAGAUCUAAUGUAAUUAAAUUAGAAUAUGAACACCGGACGAAGGUGAGCGAGACAGCAAGAAGCAGAAUCGAAAAGCAAGGUAGUGACCGACGAAUUACUAACAAAAUAUAUAUGGAAUAAUGUAUUUCCUGAAUUUUUAAUCGAUGUGUCAGAGCUUUGGUCUGUUUUAGGCAGCAUUUUAGCAGUUUUUAUAGUCACUUGCAAUCGCACUUUUAUAAAGUAAAAAAAAAAAAAUUUAUAUGUAGUAUUCAAAGAUAAGCUUUCGCUCUUCUAGUGAUCAGACAACAGGUUUUCUUUCUUAGCUUUUUUAUUGGGAUGUUAUCCUAGUUUUUUUUCUUUGAUAUCUGAAUAGUUCUUUUUAUUAAUUUCCAUAUAAAACGUUUGUUACAUUACAAACAAUAGUAUCAAGCCUAAAAGCAGAGCUCCAGUUCUUUUUUUUUUCUGCCUUCUUUUAUUAUUUACGUAGAGGGGUUGGUUGGGGUAGUGUAUGGGGAAAAAAUUGGUAAUCCAGGUAAUUUUGUAGCAGUUAGAGGGUGGGGAUUCUUCGUUUGCUAAAUAUAUAAUAUACACUAGUUUCCUGAGGGACCAGACAUUAGGUGCUUUCAAUCAAAUGACAAAAACAAACAAACCAAGACGGCAC
Molecule: messenger RNA, 3448 nt
Organism: Pocillopora verrucosa
Lineage: Eukaryota; Metazoa; Cnidaria; Anthozoa; Scleractinia; Pocilloporidae
Source: RefSeq, a predicted model, not a curated record